This is a messenger RNA of Onychostoma macrolepis, 3328 nucleotides long. RefSeq names its product neuronal pentraxin receptor b (gene nptxrb). The transcript is spliced from 5 exons. Lineage: Eukaryota; Metazoa; Chordata; Actinopteri; Cypriniformes; Cyprinidae. The record is from RefSeq and is a predicted model, not a curated record. Bases 209 to 1792 code for a protein of 527 amino acids.
GGUAGCCAUAGAAACCGGCCAGAGGGGCACUUAGCAACAGAAAAGGAGGAGGCGCAGCAUCAUCUGCUGCGAACGGAGGAAAAAACAGCCGAUGCGAUCGACCUUCAUUUCAUCCAGACCUGCUGCUGAUGGUGAAAACUGGUCGUUUGUAUAUCAAACAUCCAUAAAACUACAUCCAGCGGUUUUAUUGUAAAUCUCAAUCGGCGCGAUGAAGUUCGUCGUGGUUUUAGUCUCCGCCGGCCUCCUGGCUUUUCUCGGCGCGGUCAUCUGCAUCGUCGCCAGCGUGUAUUCACGAUCCUCGGCCGCCGCGCCCCAGGCGCUGUCCGACAACCGCUCACUGUCGCUUCUGGAGCCGCUGCCUGGAUCCGUAGCGCACGCCGGGCCGCUCGGAGCUCUCCAUGGUGCUGAAUCGUAUGAAGGCGGCGGAUUGGACAUCGGCCUGGAGAUGCCGUCGCUCAAUGAGCUCAGUACCGGGGACGUGACUGGGCCAAGUCCGAAACAGUUCACCCUCAAUCGACUCAUUUGUACCCCUGUUCCCAUCACUGACUGCAAAUCCAGGGGUUUGAGAGAACAAGCCGAUGACCCGUUUGCAGAUGAGGAGGACUGGAGCCUCCGCACCACCGCUGAGGAGCUCCGGCAGAUCGUCAUGCAACAAAACGACCAGAUCCUCAUGGACCAGAGGACCAUCACAGAGCUCACCGGGAAACUCUCGGAGUGUGAGAGCGGACUGGAGGAAAGGAGUCUCCACGAGAGGAGUAUGGGGGUCUGGGCGGGCAACCGUCGCCACAUGGCCGGGGACGAUGUGAGCAGCUCGGUUGCAGUACAGCUGCAGACGGCGCGGGCUGUGGAGGAACUGGAGAAAGCGAUUCUUCAACUCAAAGAUCGCAUAGAGAAGUUGGAGUUGGAGAUAGGCCCGGCAGCGAUGAACCACACUGAGCAUACUGUGAGCACACUGGGGAGUGUAGUGGUGGGCGAGCCUGGCAGGCCUGUGGAGGAUCUGGAGGGAGAGCUGGAAAAAAAGAUUAGGCUGCUGGAGAAGGAGAGGAAGAACCUCCGAAAAGAGACCCAGAGCCACCAUCAGCACAUAGACCAGGGAAUCAACACCUUGCAAGAGCGUAUUGCAGAGCUGGAACAGAGUCUUACAGAUUACAGUUACCCACAAGGGUAUAAACUUUCCUUCCCUGUGCGGACUAACUACAUGUACGGGCUUGUUAGGCGGAAUAUUCCAGAGAUGUACGCCUUCACGGCGUGUCUGUGGCUCAAGCCUGCUGAGAGUGGAAUUGGGACGCCAUUUUCCUAUGCUGCACCGGAACAACCCAAUGAACUUGUCCUGUUGCAGGGCAUUCAUAAUCCAGCAGAACUACUCAUCAAUGAUAAGGUGGCACAGCUGCCUCUAUCUUUGCCCCAGGGCAUCUGGCAGCACAUAUGUGUGAGUUGGACUCUACGGGAUGGAGUUUGGAAAGCAUAUCAAAGUGGAAAGUUGAGAGGACGGGGUGAAGGUUUGUCCGCAUGGCACCCAAUCAAAUCCGGGGGCGUCUUGAUAUUGGGGCAGGAACAGGACACCCUUGGCGGGCGGUUUGAUGCAUCCCAGGCUCUUGUUGGGGAGCUAUCAUUGUUUAAUCUGUGGGACCGGGUGUUGUCGCCAACAGAGGUUGCUGCUUUGGCGGCAUGUGCAGAGUCACCCCGCUUGGGGAACAUAGUGCCCUGGACAGAUCGAGACGUGGAUGUGUUUGGAGGGGCUGUCAAGGACCCCGUGGACCCCUGCCUUCAGAGCUCCCAUCCCCGGCAGUGAGCAGGGCCAUGGGUUGAUUCCUUUCUUUUUUUGAGGCGAGGGUAAAUGAGACAAAAAUGGCCUGAAAGGUAUGACAACUGUGCUGUGGUCCCGGUCUGUGUAUAGAACAUAUUUACCGUAGAGCUACACUCUCACUGAGUGUUUGUUUCUGCAGGGAAGGGAUUUGUCUGUGCGUGUUGUUGUGUUACUUCGGAUAGAGCUGCUGCCGAAGGCUUUUAAAGGCCUGUUUGCGUCUCGUGUUGCUUGUGUUAUUUCAUGCCCUUCUUCUCAAAGCAUUACCGCACAAUGGUCCCUUCAGAUAUAGAGAAUGUUUUUCAAAUACGAUGGAUGUGGCUCAUUCUCACAGCACUUGUCUUGCUCUUGUUUCAUUAUUUGUGUAAAGUGGAGCUUUCGCUUUUUCCCAGAGCAGCUUUUUCCUUUCUUGUUUUUAUUACCGGUCCCUUACACCGUGUCUACACCAGAUGCGAGCGGCGCAGCGCAACAAAAUACUAUAGAACUCAUUAUAAUCAGUGAUGCUGUCUACACCUGAUGCGGCACGGCACGACAUGACAAAUCCUCGACAGUAAACAGCUGCCACAUUCUAUUUAUGCCGUAUUGACACAAAUUUCUAAUUAUUUUCAAAGGUCGCUUUGUUGUGUCCAGUGUAGACAGAAUUUAGCUGUGUGGCGCGGCACGGCGUGACACGGUGUUAGGGUCACUUCACUUGUUAUUUCAGUCCGGCAGCACUUAAAAGUGUACAACGUCUUAUCUUUAUCAUAACAUGUUUAAAAUUUGAAUUAAUUUAUGUCUUUUGGCAUCUGGUCACAUGGGUCUUUACCCUGCUGUGUAUCUUUUCUCACAGAUUCAGCAAGAUCCAAAACUUUUUUUUAAACCAAAAUGUGUUAUUCGAUGCUUAAUAUCUUAAACAUCACACUAAAUUUUGAAGAUCUGAUGUGCAGACCACACACUAUGAAAAUAUAAAUGUGAAACAGUGUUUAGCAUCUUGUCGUGUUACCAUUGCACUGCAUCUAGCCCUACUUGCCCCUUCACGGAGAAAAGCUUAUGGGGAAGUGCCUGUCUGUUUAUUUGACUCUUGCUAUUGGUUGAUGAUCAGCUGUGAUGUCAGUAUAGUGCUUCUUCAUAUUUGCACCACCAAGGAUCUACAAUGAUAUUGUGACAAAUGUGGAUGAAAAUAUUAAAACUGUGAAGAUAAUGAACUAUGAGAGUGCAUUGUCUUGUUUACUUGUAUGUACUGUAUGUAUGUAUGUAUGUAUGUAUCUAGAUUAGGGUUGCAAAGGGGUGGAAAAUUUCCGGUAAAUUUCCAGAAACUUUCCAAAAAUCCCAGGAAGAUUCCAAAAAAUCCCGGAAGGUUUCCGAAAUUUACUAGAAAUUUUCCAACUUUUUGCAACCCUAAUCUCGAUAGAUGGAUAGGAUUUAUGAACCACAUAAUAUCCCGAUGGUCUGAAAUAUUGAUCAUGACUGUUAUAGUAUUUAUCCACUACUCUUUAAACCAAUACAAAACACUUAAAAUAUAUGCAUAAAAUAACACUGUAUAUG